This is a messenger RNA of Pleuronectes platessa (European plaice), 1738 nucleotides long. It is a transcript of the gene drc3, whose product is annotated as dynein regulatory complex subunit 3. The record is from RefSeq and is a predicted model, not a curated record. NCBI's taxonomy places the organism in Eukaryota, Metazoa, Chordata, Actinopteri, Pleuronectiformes, Pleuronectidae. Gene Ontology annotation, molecular function: protein binding. The coding region runs from base 29 to 1594 and encodes 521 amino acids. The transcript has 12 exons.
GAGCUAAAGUGACCCGACCAGCAGUAGCAUGGGCUGGCAGUGUGGUGCAGCUCAGCCCAUCUUGAUGGAUGAGGAGCUUGUGCAGAAGGCAGUUGAUGAGCAAACUCCUCGAGAUCAAGCUGGGAGAAUUGCCCGGGCGGAGGGAAUACACCUCGAUGAAGUCCUCGCUAUACGUCUGGACUUCAGACACAUCCUGAAGAUUGACAAUUUAUGGGACUUCACAUCCUUGACCAGGCUUUGUCUAAACAACAACUUGAUAGAGAGGAUCGAGGGCCUGGACCGUCUGGUGAAUCUGACAUGGCUCAAUCUGUCUUUCAACAGAAUAGAAAGAAUCGAGGGUCUUGAGUCUCUGCGGAAGCUUGAAUAUCUGAAUUUGUCCAACAACAGAAUCUCUGUGAUUGAAAACAUGGGUGAAUUUGAGAAUCUCACUCAUUUCCUCAUCUCAAACAACCUCCUUGAACAACUGGAUAAUGUGCUCUCCCUCAGGAAAUUCAAGAAACUGUUCAACAUCAACCUAUCUGGAAAUCCUCUCUCAAAGGAGGAUGGAUACAGUUACUUCAUUGCUGCCUUCUUUCCAAACUUGACGUGCCUAGACUUCAGAUUACUUAGUGAGGAGAAAAAAAAGGAAGCAUCUAUCAAACACUACCUAGCCGUUGAGAAAAUGAGACAAGAAGAGCUGCAGAAACAACAAGCCGAUGAUGCUGAGCAAAGCCAGAAAGCAGAACUCCAAUUACACACAGACGCCUUUGUGGAAAACCUCAAUGGAUCCAAUCUGUUUAAGAGCAUGUUCAAAGACGAUCCAGAAGCGGAGACACUGCGAUGUGUGACAGGAGUGGCUCAUCUGCUCCAAACAUUUGAGCAUCAAAUGGGGGAACUGUGUGAGCAGGUACUUGAAAUAGGCUUGGCAGAGCAUAAACGAAGAGAGGCAGAGGUAAACUCCUUCCUCAGCGGUCACACAAAGAUGGUGACAGACUACCAGAAGAAGGCAUCACAGGUUUUGGCCGAAUUUCAGCAGCAACACCAAGAGAGGAUGGUGGAGCUCAGGCAGUUAUCAGACCCAGACAAGCUGCAGGUCAAGAUCGGUCAAUGCAACGAUGCAAUCAACCAGCUCUCAGACAGCCUAAUGUCACUGGAGCUUAAGCUCAAUAGCCAGUUACAGGACAUCAUCAAAGAGUUUGACAUCAACAUCUCAGACAUGGUGGGCAGUUUCACUGAAACUGUGCAAGGGAUAUUUGCCCAAUUUCGAGAUCUGGAGGAUGCUUAUCAUCAGAAAGUGCGGGAUAUUGCUUCGGCAACUCUGGAGAAAGUGGCCUCGGACAGCGUGGGAGAGGACAUGUCAGGUGAUGUUAGAUGGCUGUUUACAGACAAAAACAUGGUGAUGGACGCACUGGCCACCGGCCACGAUAACCACCUGCUGAAGAUCAGUGACAGAGAGGCUCAGUGUGUUACACGUGUCGAGGCCUGGAAAGUGUCCCUGGUUAAAGGGGCUCAAGACAAAGAACGUAAGCGGAACCAAACUUGCCUCUCAGACACCCUCAAGUAUAUCGACCAUUUGCACGAGCAGCUGGAGGAGUUCCAGUGGCAAGAUCUUUGAGGCAAACAAUCAUUUCAUUCACAUACUUGUGAUUGAAAUAGAACAGGACAUUCCCACAGCCUUCUGAGACAACUGUCAUACAACAAAUGUUACUAUGUUCAAGUAACCAAUAACAGAAUGAUUUCAUCUGUUCAUUCAGUCUCU